This is a messenger RNA of Aspergillus homomorphus CBS 101889, 1139 nucleotides long. RefSeq lists its product as uncharacterized. NCBI's taxonomy places the organism in Eukaryota, Fungi, Ascomycota, Eurotiomycetes, Eurotiales, Aspergillaceae. The transcript has a single exon. The record is from RefSeq and is a predicted model, not a curated record. Bases 103 to 1008 code for a protein of 301 amino acids.
CUCCACCUUUCCCCCCCCUCCUUUUACCUUCUGUAUCCAAGUGACGGGAUAUUAAAUAAGAAGGUUUCCUUCGUAUCUCUUCUUAUCUAUUUCACGGCGCCGAUGAUACCGGUUGGACGACUCCGAUCUUCCAGUUCUGAUUUGCCUACUGAUCCCGGUAGUCGGCUUCCUCAUACAAUCCAUCAUCUAUAUACGACCAGUAGCCCUGGUUUACUGCCACGCACACACAACGUGACAAGGUCAGGCGCGUCUCUGCCAAACCAAGCCAUCAACCGUCUUCAGCUCGUUGUUCCUGGAGGCACCGAAUCUUCACUUGUGUCCUACACUCAACCUCUUCUACCCAGUCCUCGACAAACCAGCACCUCAAAAAUGCCAGCGAAGCCAACGCUCCACCCGUUACAGACGCCGCGGACGAUGACGUUCCCCUCCGAGCUCCAAGCCGACUCAGGCGCCAGUCUAUCAGGAGGAGGGCGCAAUCACAGUGACGACGGCCUGUCGACCCCGAUCACUCCGCCCGCGGCGUACACGGAAUUCCUCAAAGCCCUGACGCCGAUCUUCUCGCCCGCCGACGGCAAUGGGCCUGCCACACGCUUCGUCUGGGACAAAGCCGCCAAGACACCGACCUCGCAGCCCGCCAGUGCCGUCAGCGGCACCUUCAAUUUCUCCGACCCAACGCGGCCCGCGACGGCGUCGCUGCCCCCGCCGACGCCGUACGGCACAGUGCCCCCGGCCCGGCGGGACAUGCUGAGCCUGCGCCGUCUGCGCAUCCCGCCCGCCAUGCUGUACUCGCCCACCUUGGAGACGCCGCGGAGCGCGAACUCGAUCCUGUCGCCCUACUCGCCGUCGGAUUGGAAGCUGCGGUACUGGGAGGGCCCGCGCAGUGCCACCGCCGGUCGGGUGAGCGUGCGGCAUGUGGUCACCCAUACCGUGACGUAUAAGCGGACGCAGCUGGAGGAUCCGCCCAAGGGGAAGCGGAGAAAGCAUAGUGAAGAUAAAGAUGAGUCCUGAGGCGUAGGCGAGGUUUUUGGUUUCAUUCUGUCUGAAUUAGGUAGCGCUGGGUUCUGGCGUUGGGAGUUGGGGAGGAGGUUUGAUUUACUGGGGCAGGAAAUAACAAAUAUGAUUGACUUCUCUAUCUCUGA